GGGUGUCGCCGUGGUGGCUCCCAUUCGAAGGCGACGGCGGUCGUCUAUAUUUCGGUUGUAAUCUCUCCAGAAAAAAAGCGAAAUAACUCCGAGCAGACAGCGAAUUUUACAGACUUUAACGUUGAGAUUUUUUCCAAAUUCUUCUCGGUCGAGCUUGUGGCAGCCGGGCUCUGGAAUGACGGGGUGUGCCGAGAAUUUGAAUUAGCUCGCCGUUAGUUUGAAGAAAGAGUGAGUCGGGGUAGAGAGAGGAGCCAUUUUGUCCCGACUGUGUGGGAGAAAAGAAAGAGUGGAAAAGAGGAAUCACACGGGAGGAGAUCCUUAUUUUUGCUUUCUGUUCUCAUGCUGUAAAGGGGGAACGCAGUUGGGCUUGGGAAAUAUAACUUCUCCACGGGCACGUUAUUUGGGUGGUAUUUAGCCAACUAGUUAGCUUGCCAAGCUAAUCAACAAAUCCCAGAUUGUUAAACGUUAACAGUCAAGCAGAAGCGGGGCAAUUGGACGGGUUGGAGCUGGCAUUAGACUUCACAUAGGCGUGCUAGGUUAUCAGUUUUUUUUGUUUCUUGUCUGGGUUGAUACAAGCUGUUUUUCAAUGGCGAAGAAGACGUACGACUUGCUGUUCAAGCUGCUUCUGAUCGGAGACUCGGGCGUGGGGAAGACCUGUGUGCUGUUCCGCUUCUCUGACGACGCCUUCAACACAACCUUCAUCUCCACCAUAGGAAUAGACUUCAAGAUCAAAACUGUUGAAUUACAAGGAAAGAAGAUCAAACUACAGAUCUGGGACACAGCGGGCCAGGAACGGUUCCACACCAUCACCACCUCCUACUACAGAGGGGCCAUGGGCAUCAUGCUGGUCUACGACAUCACCAAUGCCAAGAGCUUUGAAAACAUCAGCAAAUGGCUGCGCAACAUUGAUGAGCAUGCAAAUGAGGAUGUUGAGAGGAUGCUGCUAGGCAACAAGUGUGACAUGGAGGACAAGAGGGUCGUACCAAAAGCCAAGGGGGAGCAGAUUGCGAGGGAGCACGGCAUUAGGUUUUUUGAGACGAGCGCUAAGGCCAACAUCAACAUCGAGAAGGCUUUCCUCACGUUAGCAGAAGACAUCCUCAGAAAGACGCCUGUAAAAGAGCCCAACAGUGAAAACGUUGACAUCAGCAGUGGAGGUGGAGUCACAGGCUGGAAGAGCAAGUGCUGCAGUUGAACAACUCCUCAGUCUCACUCACACUAACGCACACAAACACACACAGACAAACAAACACAUGUUCUCUCUCUCUGUCUCUCUAACUGCUAACUCUAACUCUGUCUCUGCUCUCUAACCUGUCUCAUGAGUUUUGUUGCACACUGACACUCUCUGUCUCUUUAUCAGAAUAAAACAAUAAACCACUUCACUCAUCUAAUCCUCCCUCCACCCUCCACCGUACUCUUCCACUCUCCAUCUGAUGAUCAUUUUUAUUUCUGAUAAAAAGAGAAAUCCAGUCACGUUUCUUGUCAUUUGUUUUAAAAGUUGUUUAAAAAAAAAAACAGGAAAAAAAAGUGUGGAAAAGACAAGCUCAUAUUUUUAAUAAUUCCUUUGCCUGAGCUCACCUGGUUGGACACCCUCACCCACCCUUAACCCCACCCCCCCACCC
Epinephelus fuscoguttatus (brown-marbled grouper) is the source of this 1619-nucleotide messenger RNA. RefSeq names its product RAB10, member RAS oncogene family (gene rab10). Gene Ontology annotation, cellular component: insulin-responsive compartment; recycling endosome; Golgi apparatus. The transcript is spliced from 6 exons. The coding region runs from base 587 to 1192 and encodes 201 amino acids. Gene Ontology annotation, biological process: cellular response to insulin stimulus. Gene Ontology annotation, molecular function: GTPase activity; GTP binding. NCBI's taxonomy places the organism in Eukaryota, Metazoa, Chordata, Actinopteri, Perciformes, Serranidae. The record is from RefSeq and is a predicted model, not a curated record.